Pseudomyrmex gracilis is the source of this 1846-nucleotide messenger RNA. RefSeq names its product centrosomal protein of 131 kDa (gene dila). The transcript is spliced from 10 exons. NCBI's taxonomy places the organism in Eukaryota, Metazoa, Arthropoda, Insecta, Hymenoptera, Formicidae. Gene Ontology annotation, cellular component: centriolar satellite. The record is from RefSeq and is a predicted model, not a curated record. Bases 11 to 1795 code for a protein of 594 amino acids. Gene Ontology annotation, biological process: intraciliary transport involved in cilium assembly; cilium assembly; regulation of centrosome duplication.
UUGCAAUCGAAUGAAUUCGCCGGCCGUCGACCUAAAGUACGACGUCAAUCCGGAAUCGGUAUUCUUCAAUUACUCCGAACAAAUCGAACCGGAGAGAGAUGUCACGAAAGACAAGCGCGGAUCGAUUACAAUUUACGAGGACAUAAUGUCCUUGCUGGGAACACUCGACAAUGAAGAUACGAACAUCAUCACCGAUAGCGGAACAGCCGUUGUUCUGUCUCGUCAAAAUUCGAGUAGAUGCAACACGCAAAAUUGCUCGAAUCUCGGGCAUCAACAGGACGAUUUGGAGACGGCGAGAUUGCAGAUCGAGGAGAAGAACGCGACGAUCGAAUGCUUGAAGGAUCAAUUGAAAUCCGAGCGCAAAGCGGCGUGCGAUAAAAUGGCGGCGCAAAAACGGUGUCACACUACUAAGAUCAGGGAACUGGAGAACAAGUACAGAACGAUCGUAAAACGCCAUCAAAAAUUUAUCGAACAGUUAAUUGCAGAGAAAACAGAUCUCACGCAAACGUGCGACUCUUUGGUCAAGCAGAUAAAGGAAAUGGAACAGAAGAUUCAGCGUGAUUUGAAAGUGAUCGCCGAACGACACGCUGUCGAGUUACAACGCGCGAAAGAAAACAUGGCGGCGUCUGAGAAGAUCCGGCGCGAGCGAUGGCUCGAGAUGAAAACUUCAAAAAUCAAGGAAAUGACGGUGAAAGGAUUGGAACCGGAGUUGCACAAUAUGAUGGAACAACAUCAACGGGAGAUACAGGAAUUGAGAUUUGCGCAUGUUAAGGAGCUGCAGGACGCCGAAUUGCGCGCAAUGCGUAGGUCGAAUCAGCAACUGGAACAACUGCGAAUCGAGUUAACGGACACUCACGAGAAAAUAUUAGCCAAGGAAAAAGAUAUACUGACGGCGAGACACAAAGAGAAAUUGGAAGAGCAAGAGGCACACUUCCAAACGCAGCAAAAAAUUGUCGCGGAACAUUACGAGAAAGAGAGAUCGAUGCUUGUUGCGGAGCAGAAAAAACGCGAGGAGGAAACAAGCGCGAUGAUGCGACAAAUGCAAUUAAAUCUCCAGAAAGAAACAGAACAAUUAAAGGAGCAACACGAAACUGCUAGGACAAAUUUCGAGGAAUCCCUGAGAAAGGAAUGGCUCGCGUGGGCGGACAGAUAUAAAAAGGAACAAAGCGAAAAUUUUGCGAGAACGGAAACGAUGAUUCGCGACGAGUGCGAGAAGAAAAGAGACAGGCAGAUAGAAAUUGCUAUAGCUAGAUUGGAAAAGGAAUAUCGCGAAAUGCGAGCCAAGUUGCAACGAAGUUUUGACAAUAAGUUAGAAUUGAUGAAAGAGGAUUACGACGCGAAAUUUCAAUCCGCGGUAAAAAGUGAGAACGUUCAUAAAAACAAAUUGCUGUUACUGGAACAACGACUGAAAGAUACAGAAACCGAUUUGGAAAAAACAGAAAGUAAAUUGAAGGAAUGCAUGUCCAACGCGUGCAACAUGAACGACAUGAUCGCAAAACUGACACUGGAGAAGAACGAUGCGAGAGAUAUCGCGAGGCGAGAAUUUGAUAUGGAAAAACGAGAAUUGGAAGAAAAGAUCGCGUCGCUUCAACAGGAAAUAAUUCGGAACAACGCUAGUAGAGAUCAAUUUAUGACACAGUUGCAGAGCAGGAUAAAACUUGUGGUUACUCGCAAGAUUCUAACUAUCCAAAAACUCAAUAAAAAACUCGAGGACGCCGAUUCGAGAUGCGAACACUUGGAAAAAUUGUUGGAUCAGCAAAGAAAGGAAUACAUAUUGAAAGGGCUCUGUGAAUAAUUUUAAUUCGUGCGAAAUUAUAUGACUGUGUGUGUGCGUGCGUGCGUGUGU